UGAUUUCCGUCCAGUCGGUAUCCAAAUCUCACAUCAUGUUCGUUAUUUGUCAAUUGUUGGUCUAGAAAUUUUUGUUGUUUUCCGAUUGCGAAAGAUUUUUAUCUUUUCGCGCUGAGCACUCCUCCGGCAAAAGGCACGCAAAAUUCAAUGUUCGGUUAGGAUCGGGAGCCCGCCCUUGGAGUGUACUGGAGAGGAACAGGAGGAGCUGGAACAGCAGCCGCCUUUUGCAUUCCCGUGUACGUUGACGUCUGAGGUACUGCUUUUGUUGGAGGGUAAAGGCAUUUGUGGACAACUAUGUGAGAGCAACAGAAACAGCAGCAACAGCAGGAGUGGCCGGAGACAGCAGCCAGGAAGGAGUGGAGGCAGCUUCGCCGCCAGAAGCCGUGCAAAAAGGAGACUCCAAAGAAGACGAAGCUCCUCCUUUGAGAUGGCCAUACACGAGCAGAUCGACAACCUGAACAUCUGGUGGUUCCCGCGCGACUUCUGCCAGUCGAGAUUCGGGGAGUACCAGCAGAGCGGCACCAACUCGUGCACCCUCAUCUCGCUGCUCCUGGCCGACAAGGUGUCCAAGGCGGAGAGGUUCUACCACCGGGUAUCGAAUCUGCCGCAGCGUGGCUGGGAGAUGUUCGGCAAUGCCAUGAACGAUGGCAACAGUGUCUACCACAAUGUCAUCUCGGCCAACACUCCGCAUGCGCGCAACCUCAAUCUGAACAUCCCGGACGCCAUUGCGGCCAUCCGGACGCAGCACAAGAUGAACUUCCGCCUGGAGGAGUGGUUCUACACUCACAUGGAGGCGGACACCUCCAGUCCCAUGUACAACCGGAACGUGGCCGUGCAGCUGUCCCGCAUCUUCCAGAUCACCCUGCAGGUCUUCCAGCAGGCCAUCGGCCAGAGCACGCCCCCCCAUCUGUUCGCAGCCAUUAUUGCGGACAGUCGUACGGUGAUGGUCACCUUCGAUUUUCGUGCCUCAAUCGUCGCCCUCUUCGACUCCCAUCAACAUGGUCGCGAUGCGGGCGCCGUGUUUGCCCAGUGCACCCUCCAGAAUAUGGACGAUCUGCUCUUCUGGUUCAUCAGCAUGCUGCACAACGUCUACUCGAGUCGUCCCGCCCUCUUCGAGAUCUCUUUUCUCAGCUCUCAGCCGGGAGUGGCGAAGCGUAUUCCGCCGGCCAUCAAGAAGAUUGCGGGUGACCUCAAAAAGCCCACCAAAAACCAUACGGCAUCGUAGCAAAUGGACCGCAGAUGUAGAACCCCAGUGUUUACCCCCAUGUCUAACAUCUGGCAUCUGGGAGCGGGCUCAACCCAAAAUUUAUCAAGUCAAAAGUUCCAAAAUAGCAAAAUCAAAGAUUUCAGGCCUUUAACCAAAUUCCAAAUUCCACAGUGACCUUCAAUAAACAAAUAACGAACAUCA
This is a messenger RNA of Drosophila subobscura, 1408 nucleotides long. RefSeq lists its product as uncharacterized. The transcript has a single exon. The record is from RefSeq and is a predicted model, not a curated record. The coding region runs from base 428 to 1225 and encodes 265 amino acids. NCBI's taxonomy places the organism in Eukaryota, Metazoa, Arthropoda, Insecta, Diptera, Drosophilidae.